AUGGAUUUAGAGUUCCACAAGGUACACUACCAGCUCAAGGAAUGCGGUGUCGGAGAUGCAGUUCCCCAAAACCAAAAGGAACUGUUUAACAUGCGCCAUAGCAAGGCUCGAAACAUUAUUGAACGAGCCUUCGCUAUGCGCAAGAUGCGUUGGAGGAUUUUGCGUAGUGCUUCCUUUUAUCCAAUUCAAUACAUGGCUUGUUUCCUUCUCCAUAAUUUCAUUCGCCGUGAGAUGAGCAUAUAUCCCGUUGAAGCCGGGCUCGAUGGUGAUGCGACCACAGUCGUGCAGGCGGAUAAUUAUAUCGCUAACGACUAUGUUGAGUGCGUGGAACCAACUCACGAGUGGACUGCACUACGUGACUCCAUAGCCAUGAACAUGUGGAAUCAUUAUUAA
Molecule: messenger RNA, 393 nt
Organism: Salvia hispanica
Lineage: Eukaryota; Viridiplantae; Streptophyta; Magnoliopsida; Lamiales; Lamiaceae
Source: RefSeq, a predicted model, not a curated record